Messenger RNA from Drosophila willistoni, 3051 nucleotides. RefSeq names its product neuronal acetylcholine receptor subunit alpha-7 (gene nAChRalpha7). Gene Ontology annotation, cellular component: postsynaptic membrane; synapse; neuron projection. Lineage: Eukaryota; Metazoa; Arthropoda; Insecta; Diptera; Drosophilidae. The record is from RefSeq and is a predicted model, not a curated record. The coding region runs from base 977 to 2650 and encodes 557 amino acids. The transcript is spliced from 14 exons. Gene Ontology annotation, molecular function: acetylcholine-gated monoatomic cation-selective channel activity; transmembrane signaling receptor activity. Gene Ontology annotation, biological process: monoatomic ion transmembrane transport; chemical synaptic transmission; regulation of membrane potential.
CAAUCGAAAUACUAAAUGAUUUUACAGACGGAUACAAUAUAGAAGCAGACAAGAAAGCAAAAGGAUAAAGGUAGAGGGAGAACUAUUCGUCGAAAGGACAAAGUAACCAAAAAUUCGAACAAAACAAGUUACGGAAAUAUACAACAACGGAAGCGAAUCAAACAAGUAAAACAAAGUGGAGAAGAGCAAAAAGAAAAAAAGGAAAAAAGCAACAGAAGGAAAAAGCAACAGAACGAGGAGCACAACGAGGACAAUACAAAACAAAAAAUAAAACGCCAGAUUUUCUGUUUGUUUUUUUGUUUCGUUGUCGUUGUUGUUGUUUUGUGGGACACUUCAAAUAGUCAGUCAAGGUCAACGACCGCCUGCCGGGUGUUAAUAAUGCCAAUGUCGAUAGCAAGAACACCUUGCUGAAGACCGAGACCGAGAGAGACCAUCACCGGGCCAGCUUUAGCUAACAUCACACUCAGCUUUCAAUUCCAACUUUAAUUCCAAAGCCGAUUUUCCCUUGGAGAGCAUUUUUGGUUUUGCUUUGUUUAGUUUUAUUUAUUUUUUGUUUUGUUUUUUGGUUGGAUUGCUGCUGUUGUUGUUGUCUCUGAUAAAUGGCAACCACAGCCAAGAAAUUUACGGCAAGGCCAACAAAGUAAAAAUUUGCCUCAAGGCAAAAAGAGAGAUAAGAAAAGAGUCGACCCUAAUAGAAAGGAACAAUUGCUGAGGCACUUAUUGAUUUCGCCCAGUCAUUACAAUAUCUAUUGCUCUCUCUCUCUAUCUCUCUCUCUCCCACGUAUUUUCACACACUCUGUCGCUCUCUCUCACUCUGUCUCCCUGUGUGGUGUGUGUGUGUGUGUGUCUGCCGAUAUCAAUCAAUUGAAUUCCGCAUCAAGAGCAUAUCCAUUGUCAAAGACAUAGAUUGGAUAGUUGAUCAUCAAAACGAAAAAUACAAAAGGAGUAACUACAAAAAUCUUCGAUAGUCAUCAUAAUGAGUCUUCCUCAGACAUAUCGUCGUCGUCGUCGUUGUUGUUGUUGUCGUCCUAGCACAUCGUCAUCGCUGUCAAUAGCCGCCGUCACGUGGCUGACUUAUGGACUGGGAAUUCUAAUUAUGCUGCCAGCUACAUUGGCUGGACCACAUGAGAAGCGUUUGCUGCACGCCCUGCUCGAUAACUACAAUAGCUUGGAACGGCCCGUGGUUAACGAAUCCGAUCCAUUGCAAUUAAGUUUUGGUCUAACACUCAUGCAAAUCAUUGAUGUGGAUGAGAAAAACCAAUUGCUUAUCACAAAUAUAUGGCUUAAGCUGGAAUGGAACGAUAUGAAUCUGCGCUGGAAUUCAAGUGAAUUUGGUGGGGUACGAGAUUUACGUAUACCGCCGCAUCGCUUAUGGAAACCGGAUGUCCUCAUGUAUAACAGUGCGGAUGAGGGUUUCGAUGGCACAUACGCCACCAAUGUUGUGGUCCGGAAUAAUGGAAGUUGCCUCUACGUGCCGCCAGGCAUUUUCAAAUCUACAUGCAAAAUCGAUAUUACAUGGUUCCCGUUCGAUGAUCAGCGAUGCGAAAUGAAAUUUGGCUCCUGGACCUACGAUGGAUUUCAGUUGGAUUUGCAAUUGCAGGAUGAAGCUGGCGGCGAUAUAUCCAGUUUUAUAACAAACGGUGAAUGGGAUCUGUUAGGUGUGCCCGGUAAACGAAAUGAAAUCUACUAUAAUUGCUGCCCAGAACCUUAUAUUGACAUAACAUUCGCCAUUUUGAUACGACGCAAGACUUUAUACUAUUUUUUCAAUUUGAUUGUGCCAUGCGUAUUGAUCGCAUCGAUGGCAUUGCUAGGUUUUACACUGCCACCAGAUUCUGGUGAGAAGCUCUCGCUUGGAGUUACUAUUUUAUUAUCGCUCACUGUCUUCCUUAAUAUGGUGGCCGAAACAAUGCCAGCAACAUCCGAUGCUGUGCCGCUGCUUGGAACUUAUUUCAAUUGCAUUAUGUUUAUGGUGGCCUCAUCAGUUGUGUCAACCAUACUUAUCCUCAAUUAUCAUCAUAGAAAUCCAGAUACGCAUGAAAUGAGUGAAUGGAUAAGAGUAAUAUUCCUUUAUUGGUUACCUUGCAUAUUGCGCAUGCAAAGACCCGGACAGGUUGGCUACGAGUGCCCGCCGCCGCCCUCCUCGUCGUCGGGUUCGUCAUCCACUGCUGGCGAUAAAAAGCAACAACACAUCCAAAAUGUUGAGCUCAAGGAAAGAUCAUCGAAAUCUCUGCUGGCAAAUGUCCUUGAUAUAGACGAUGAUUUUCGUUGCAAUCAUCGAUGUGCCAGUGCCACAUUACCCCAUCAGCCCACAUACUACAGGACAAUGUACAGGCAAGGCGACGACGGUAGUGUGGGCCCUGUGGGCGGACCAGUUGGACCAGUGGCCGCUGUGGCCGAGGCUCGGAUGCAUGAGGCCAUUUCGCAUACUUGUCUAAGCUCAUCGGCGGAAUAUGAAUUGGCGUUAAUACUGAAAGAGUUACGCUGGAUAACCGAUCAGCUAAAAAAAGAGGAUGAGACAGGCGACAUAACACGAGACUGGAAAUUUGCAGCCAUGGUCGUUGAUCGUUUGUGCCUUAUUAUUUUCACGCUAUUCACGAUUAUAGCCACACUGGCGGUAUUAUUCUCGGCGCCACAUUUUAUUUUCCCAUAAAUGCAAAUUGACAGGGCGCAGUUAAGCAUGAAGAAUAAUAUUAAUAAUGAUGUUCAUGAUAAUGAUGAUGAUGAUGAUGGAAAGGAAACAGGAAAACGGGAAAAGUAUGCAGAAAAUCCUUCCUCGGCAAUUGCACAAUAAGUCAAACAGAAAUAAUUGUUUUUACUUUUCAAAAAUCGUACGAGGAACCGAAGAUGGAAGAAAGUUGGACAAGAAAUAAAAGAAAAAAAAACUACAAACUGCAAAAAAAAAAAAAAAAACCAAAUACCAAGCAAAUAGCCAAAAUGCUUUUCAACUAUUCAGUUUAUUCUUUUUUUCUGUCUCACUCUCUAUCUCUCUCUCUCUCUCUCUUUCUUUCUCACUCAUUCUAUCGGUCAGUCUUUCUAUUUUCUUUCUUGCUA